AUGCAAAAGCAACAGCUAGUUAUCAUAUUUCAGCAAUCUUUUCGUAGUACUUACAUACUUUCGUGUUAUUUCACUAACGGGGCACAAAACAGAUCUGGACUUGCUCGGUAUUUGCCUGAGGACAUUAAUCCUUUUGUGUGCACUCAUUUGAUUUAUGCAUUUGCUGUCAUAGAUGAAGACAAUGAAGUUGUUACUACCAUGAAGAAUGAUGUAGAUUUGUAUAAAACAUUUAACGGUCAUAAGAAAAGGAAUAAAAAUUUGAAGACACUUCUGGCUAUUGGAGGUUGGAAUUUUGGUUCAGUGAGUUUUACCAGAAUGGUGUCUACUGAAACAACUAGAAGAACGUUCAUCAAUUCUGUGGUUAACUUCCUGAGGCAUCACCACUUUGAUGGUUUAGAACUGGCCUGGCUGUACCCUGUUGUUCCAGGAAACCCACCAGAGAACAGAGAACUUUACUCAAGAUUGGUCGAAGAACUGAAAGCUGCCUUUACAAUUGAGGCAGAAGAAACAAGAAAACCUACAUUGCUGCUUUCAGCUGCAGUGGCUGCUGGUAAACAACGCAUUGAUGAUAGUUAUGAAGUACCUGUAAUUGCUAAAUAUCUGGAUUUUAUUAGUGUGAUGACAUUUGAUUUCAAUGGCCCAUGGAACUCCUUCACAGGACACAGCACUCCUUUGCAUCGCCGAAAAUCUGAAGAGGGUGAUUUCAUGUAUUUUAAUAUUGAAUUUGUUAUGAAAUAUUUAAAAGGAAAAGGUGUUCCAGGAGGAAAACUGCUAGUUGGAAUUGCAACUUAUGGGCGGAGCUUCAAUCUCUCCACUUCAAAUUCCGACGUUGGUGCUCCAAUAUCUGGUCCUGGACCAGCAUCUGAAUUCACAAACAUACCAGGCAUCGUGUCAAAUUUUGAGAUCUGUGACUUUCUGAAGGGUGCACAAUAUUUUUGGAUUGAAGAACAAGAGGUUCCAUAUGCAGUCAAGGAUAAUAUCUGGCUUGGAUAUGAUAAUCUGCAAAGCAUUUUUCAUAAAGUCCUAUGGUUAAAAGAGCAUAACUUGGGAGGAGUUUUUGUGUGGACACUUGAUUUUGAUGACUUGCAUGGACAUUGCAAAGAACAACUACCUCUAUUGAAAUAUUUACAAUUGCUGCUUUCAACAGCUUCAGGACAGGGCUCACUUGACAAAAUCCGCAUGCAACAGCAUCAAGCAAUGUCAUCUAAGAGGUUCCAAGAUAACAUCAAACCAAAUGUAACACUUCCCACACCUGUCGUUCACCUAAUAUGCAAUCAGGCUUCGUACUUAAAAGUAAUUUGUGUAGCUAUUGAUGAGAUUAACAACAAAAGCAUCCUCAUCAAAGAUGGACUGCCAGAAAUGGUACUCUUAAAAAGUUAA
This is a messenger RNA of Mobula hypostoma (lesser devil ray), 1380 nucleotides long. RefSeq names its product chitinase-3-like protein 1. Gene Ontology annotation, cellular component: extracellular region. Gene Ontology annotation, biological process: carbohydrate metabolic process. Gene Ontology annotation, molecular function: chitin binding. Bases 1 to 1380 code for a protein of 459 amino acids. Lineage: Eukaryota; Metazoa; Chordata; Chondrichthyes; Myliobatiformes; Myliobatidae. The transcript is spliced from 10 exons. The record is from RefSeq and is a predicted model, not a curated record.